Chara braunii is the source of this 1163-nucleotide messenger RNA. The record is from the annotation of a GenBank genome assembly. Lineage: Eukaryota; Viridiplantae; Streptophyta; Charophyceae; Charales; Characeae.
CCGCACCUGCUGGGGGCUAGAUUGCCAAACUCGUCAGGGAUGACCACCUAGAUGCCAGCGAGAACUGGGUCGGGUUGAUGCAUGUGAGAGUCGUGGGGGGCACGGAACAAGGCUACUGCGAGUAUGAGCUGACCAUGCCGGUGGCAAGGCUGCCAUUUGAUCCGGAUGAAUGGGAAUGGCCGGGCCACAAACCCAUGAGAUUACAUAUGGCUGUUGAAGCUAUAUGCACUGCUGAUGUUUCUAUUGUGCCUUCUGCUCCUGUUUCUGUUGCUCCUGCUGCAACAACUGCUGCUGUUGCUCUUGUUGCAGAUGCAGAUGCAGAUGCAGAUGCAGAUGCAGAUGCUGUUGUCGUUCUCGGUGCGCCUUUUGCUGCAGUGACACCUGUUGUUGUUGUUGUUGUUGCUGGUGUUACAGCAGCUGCUUCUGCCGCAUGUUUUGCUGUUUAUACUGUCGCUUCUAUUGCGUCAUUAGUUCCUGUUCAAGUUGUUAUGCCUGUUGCUGUUAUGACUCGUGUUGGCAUUGUCGCAGUUGCAAAUGCUGCAGAAACUGGCUCUGCUGAUGUUGUGCUUGCAUUUGUUGUUGCAGCAUCAUGCGGUGCUGCUAUUCCUGUUGCGCCUAUGCAGCAACAACACCUGCUCAUGCUUCUGUUCGAUGGCGCUAAUGCUGCUGCUGUUCAUGUUGCGCCUGUUGCUGCAGUUACUCCUGCUGAUGUUGUUGCUGAGACCGUUGAUGUUGUUGUGGCGCUGGCAACACUGGCAGCAGUGUCUUUGAAUGUGGCAGCAGUGACUUGUGGUCCUGCUGCUGCAACUGUUGUAGUUCGGAUGGUUGCAGCAGUGGUUGUGGGACCUGAGUGGUUGGUGCUGGCAAGGGCAGCAAUUCUUGAGCCUGUAGCAGUGGUAUCUAUGAAUCUUACAGUUGUUGGGCCAGCUAGCACUGGUGGCCUCGGUCCGGCUGCGAUUGCCACUGUGGGCAUGCCUGGAGGCCCGGAGGGGCUGUCACAGGCAGCAGGUGAGGGAGAACUCCUAACGCUCCUUUUCCCGUAAUUUUCUUAAAGUUUGUGCCUCUCCUUGAAUAUGCUCUAGUGGCUGUUUGUGAAGUGCAAGGUCUCAGUGCGGGGGAAGGGCAGCCUUUGUUACUUUAUUAAGCCUGUAGCUUUACCAAGC